AAGAUUCCACUUCGUGUAUUUCACCAGUUGCCUUGUAUUUUCAACAAGCCACUAUUUUUCUGUAUAAAGUUUUCAAUAAAAAAAAGUAGGAAAAUUACUGAACAAACAUAUUUUUAGUUGGUUUCAAUUUAUUGCAUUAAAAAAAUGAGUGAAGUGUUGAAAAUACAAAAAUUAGCCGAUUUCAAAGCAUUGGAGAAACAAUUGAACGAACGAUGGCUGGAGCUAGAAAGAGAUUCAAAUGCCUUUCGAUACAAAUUAAAUGUGCAGAAGAGAAAAAUUCUUGACGGAAAGCUUCAUUUUAUACUGACGCUAAACACCGACCGAACGUUAUUACGACGCAAACCUCAAGUCAUAACAUCGGUUGUUCAGCCCUUCAAUCAGAACGCGUUCAAUUUCAACAAAGUGGACGAAUGUGAGGUGCUGCUCCGAUGUCAAAACCAAUUGAAUGGCGAUGCAAAUUCAACACAUGGAAUUACAACGUUUCUGGUGAACAAUAGCCCAAUAACAAAGUGUCAUUCGCUCAUUUGCCCCAGAUUGACGGAGAAUUUGUCACAAAGCAUAACCAAAGAGUGCAUCGAAUUUGCCAUUGAUUUGAUUACCGGGCUGGAAGAUCAUGGUUAUCGAAUUGGAUACAACAGCUUGGGUGCAUUUUCUUCGGUCAAUCAUUUGCAUUUGCAUUUGAUUCAUGUGACUGAGAAAAUGUACGUGGAAGAUGCGGAAAUCACUCCAAUUUCCGACGACAUUUACAGAAUGGACUUUCCGGCAUUCGCGUUAUGUUUACCCAUUUUCCAUUGGAGAGAUAAAGGAGUUAUCGCUAGUAAAAUAUCGAAAAUAGUCGAAUAUUUCCGCCAAGAAUCGAUCCCUCACAACAUUUUCUGGACAUACGGCACACAUUCCAAUCAAAAUUUAGUGAAAGUUUUCAUUUUCCCACGGAAUCGACUGACCGAUAAGAUUUCCAGCUCAUUCAAUGCAGCAUUCUGUGAACUCACCGGCUUUGUUCCGAUUGGAGACGCCGAAGCCUACGAACAACUUUCAGAAGAUUUUAUCAUCGAUUGUAUUUCAGAAGCAAUGGGAGAAAUCGACAAACCAAAACUUGUAUCAGAAAUUACUAAGCUGAUUUCAAAUGAGAGCCUGAAUUCAAGUGGGGAAUAAUAAUCAUCAAUUUAUUAAAAAAUCAUGUCUCAUUGAGGAAUUAGAUUUGUAUUCCUGCCAAAAUGUUGGCUCGCCACGAUUUAUUUCAUCAAGUUUAUCAAGCUCUUUCCAAUCUUAUGCAUAGUGUCGAACUUUUGUUCAAGCUCUACCAUCUAAAGGUAUAUACAAUAAAAUAAUUUACGGGCACGGCGUUAGAUGGCAUUUUUUCUGGUCAAAAAAGUUGAAAUAUCCCUUUGAGUAUUGAUUAAUUGAUUGUUCUGAAUUACUUUCAAUCGAUUCGAUGGAAUACAAAGAAUUUGAUUUGAAAAUCAAAGUUUGACAGAAAUUUUAAUAAAAGUUAUAAUAAAACUAAUAAGGGAAGGGUCACACUCACAUUUGAUACGCUCAUCACCAAAUUUUGAAAGAAGAAAA
Sitodiplosis mosellana (orange wheat blossom midge) is the source of this 1563-nucleotide messenger RNA. RefSeq names its product GDP-D-glucose phosphorylase 1. NCBI's taxonomy places the organism in Eukaryota, Metazoa, Arthropoda, Insecta, Diptera, Cecidomyiidae. The transcript has 4 exons. Gene Ontology annotation, biological process: glucose metabolic process. Gene Ontology annotation, cellular component: cytoplasm. Gene Ontology annotation, molecular function: GDP-D-glucose phosphorylase activity. The coding region runs from base 145 to 1152 and encodes 335 amino acids. The record is from RefSeq and is a predicted model, not a curated record.